AUGUCGAAUCCAGUUUUAGAACCUCCAUUAGGGGAUAUACAUCCUACUACACCACCGUCGACAUCAAUACCAUCACAUCCUUUAGAUCCUUCCAUCCCAUCGAAACCAGCAGUAGAAGAAACCUCUAUAAGCAGUAUACCACCUACGCCUAAAGUGAAUCUCAAAGUGUUGUUGAUUUCUGGACAGAGUAAAGUAUUGUCAUUUGAACCUGAGUUGACCAUUGGAAGAACGAAAGAAUUGAUUUGGAGUUCUUGGCCUUCAGAGUGGACCGAUCCAGCACAACCACCUUCACCUAGUUAUCUGAGGAUACUGCAUGCCGGUCGGAUCUUACAGGAUGAUUCUACUUUAUCAUCAAACAACCUGCCAGCAACCGAGUCGCCGUCCACAACACCCACCGUCGUACAUAUCUCCGUGAGAUCAUUUUCAAUAAGAGCUGAAGAUGAUCCAAAGAAACCCGGUGGAUUAGGUCGAACGACAAGUGCAUCCAGAUCACAUCGAAACGAUGACGAUGUCGGUGGAUGUAAAUGCACCAUCAUGUAG
Kwoniella shivajii is the source of this 540-nucleotide messenger RNA. RefSeq lists its product as uncharacterized. The record is from RefSeq and is a predicted model, not a curated record. Bases 1 to 540 code for a protein of 179 amino acids. The transcript has 5 exons. Gene Ontology annotation, molecular function: protein binding. Lineage: Eukaryota; Fungi; Basidiomycota; Tremellomycetes; Tremellales; Cryptococcaceae.